This is a messenger RNA of Gadus morhua (Atlantic cod), 7113 nucleotides long. RefSeq names its product AT-rich interactive domain-containing protein 1B-like. Gene Ontology annotation, molecular function: nucleosome binding; DNA binding. Gene Ontology annotation, biological process: regulation of transcription by RNA polymerase II; chromatin remodeling; positive regulation of DNA-templated transcription. NCBI's taxonomy places the organism in Eukaryota, Metazoa, Chordata, Actinopteri, Gadiformes, Gadidae. Gene Ontology annotation, cellular component: nucleoplasm; nBAF complex; brahma complex. The record is from RefSeq and is a predicted model, not a curated record.
AUGGCUGCGCAAGUAGCAUCGGCACCGAGCAGAACUAACAACAAAAACAAGAAAUUAUCCAGCGGUUUGGGUCCAGAACUCAAUUCUGGAAAAUCCGGGGGAGGAGGAGGAGGAGGAGCAGGGACCGCGCGAACUGGACCGAUGCUCGGCGCUGGAGAUGGGACUCUAAAUAACGUGGACCAUCACCACCACCACCACCAGCACCAGCACCACCGAAACGAGCUGAACAUGGUUCAUUCAACUUCGGCGAACAGCAAUUCGGACGCCGACGGCGGGAACGGCUUGACGUCCGUCUCGACGUCGACUAAUUCAACGGCUUCUUCGGUGGAAGCGGGCUCUUUGGCGAGCCACAAGAUGAAAUAUGUGGGGAGCGGAGGUGCCCCUCAGCCGCCGCCACAGCCGCAGCAGCAGCCGCAGUUCAACCAAUUUCCGCCACACCAGCAGCGUCAAAUACAAAGUAACAACCUCAACAACAACGGGCAAGGUGCCCGAGGUGACAGGGCAAUGGAUAACCAACUCCAUGGCGGUAAAGAGAAUCUUUUAGGGGGGCAUGGGGAGCAGCAGCAGCAGCAGAUGCUUGGUAAGGGUGAAGGGGAGCUCACCUGUAAACCCGGAGACAGGAUGAUGGGGAGCAGAUACGAGCACCCCAACUUGGGACCGGGCAGCAACAACGUCAGCAACCAACCACCAGGUGUGAGUGGUAACUCCGAGUUUAAUAACAACUAUUAUACUUCGAGGCCUUGUUAUGAUCAACAUGGCGGACAGCAGCAGGGCAGCGGGAUGGCUGCUAUGUUGCAUUCCUCGCAACACAACAACAGCAUGGAGAACUCCCAGGAAAGCGGGUACCACAACAGCCAGUACAACCACUACCCGGGCUACAGGGCGGGCUACGGUGGCGCGGCCUACGGGAUGAUGGGUCCCUCGAGCUCGCGCCAGCAGCAGCAGCAGCAGCAGCAGCCAGGUAACAUGAUGAUGGGCAACAGCUCCUCGGCAAGCCACGGGAAGACCUCUCUUGGAUCUGCUUCCUUUCAAAGGUUCCCCGGACAUAGUCAGCAGCAGCAACAGCAGCAGCAGCAACAACAUCACCCCUCAGGGGCCACCCCGACCCUAAACCAACUGCUUACGUCUCCCAGUCCAAUGAUGCGAGGUUAUGGCGGUGGGUACCAAGACUAUAGUGGGCCCACGGCGCAGCAGCAGCAGCAGCAGAGUGGCAUGGGUCUGGGCAAAGACAUGGGCCCUCAGUAUGGAAACCCCUCGGCCCACAGCUGGGGAGGGCAGAGGACCCUUCCACACGCAGGCAAUGGAGGACAAGCCAUCGGCAGAACGCAGGUGGCCUCCAUGGACUUUAUGACCAUGAAGCGUUCCCAGCUCUACGGCAUGUCCACCAACCCCUACUCCGGCCAGCAGCAGUCCGGGGGCGGGCCUUACCCGCCUGCACAGCCAUACACGUCGCCUGCCCCGCACCGCUAUCCAAUGGGCAUGCAGGGGAGGGGCCAAGUGGGCAUGGGCGGGAUGCAGUACGCUCAGCAACAGCAGGUGGGGUCUUACGGCCAGCAGGUGAUAGGCGGAUACAGCCAGCAGCAGCAGCAGCAGCAGCAGCAGCAGCAGCAGCAGCAGCAGCCCCAGGGGACCCCUCCCUACUUCAGCCCCCCCCAGCAGAAUCCCCCAGGACCCCCACAGAGCCCCUACCUGCAGCCACGCCCACCGACACAACAGGAGACUCAACAGGAGAGUUACAGCAGCAGGGGCCCUGCCCCGGGGAACUCUGGGAAGGCCAACCAUGAAGACGGUGUCCCCCAGGACCGCCCCUCCAGUCUGCCGGACCUGUCAGGCUCCAUCGAUGACCUUCCCACAGGGACGGAGGUCGUCCCUGGGUCUGCUGUCGCCGGGGGUGCUGGUGCUGCUGCUGGAGCUGGUGGUGGAGCUGGUCGCGAUGGAGCUGCUGGUGGUGGUGGUGGUGGUGGUGGGGGUGGUGGCGGGGGUCCCCCCAGCAGCAGUAGCAGCAGCAGCAGCAGCAGCCAGGGCGAGCCAGGAGGCACCAGCAACCCGGCCCGGUCCCCCUUCUCUCCCCACGCCUCCCCUCACCUCUCGGGGCAGCCGGGCGGGCCGUCCCCCUCCCCGGUGGGCUCCCCUGCGGGCUCCACCCAGUCCCAGCACUCCCAGCACUCCCAGCAGUCCCAGCGGUCGGGCUCCGGGCCCAUCUCCCCAGCCAACGGCCCCGCAGCCAGCGCCAACGCCGCACCAGGUCCCACCAUGGCACCACAGAGUGCUGGGAACGUCUCGGAUGGAGGUGGAGCCUCCCCCAUGACACGCUCGCCCAUGGCACAAGAUAGAGGGUUCCUGUCCAACAUGCAGAGGAACCUGACAGGGUCCCAGUUCUCCUCCUCCCAGUCGGGCCCCCCUAUGUCUCCUAUACCCUCCCCUGGGGCCCCGGCUUAUCAGGGCAUGGGCCCUUACUCACAGAGUGGCCCCCCAGGAUCCUACGGCCCCCAGGGAUCACAGUUUGAACACCCAGGAAACUACCCCCGACAGUCCGGCUACGGAGGCACUUCCAACGCCAGCUACAGCGUCCCCGGGCCGGGCAUGACCAACAGCUUGGGCAUGAACGCCGGCAGCCCCAUGCACGGCCAGGGGCCCGGACAGCCUCCCCCCGGGGGCCGGGGCCCCACCAUGGGCAGCCAGGGUAGGCCCUACCACCCCAUGGCUCCCAGCUCCCCCGGCAUGCCGCAGCCGUCGGGCCCAGGGAUGGGUCCUCCUUCACUGGGCAACUCCAACCGCAAGGCCCAGGACGUGGCUCCGGCCUCCCCAGCCAUCUCCCAUAACCGGCAGGGCAGCUAUCCAGCCUCGGCCUCAGCCCAUGCGGGCGUCAUGCCUUCUGCCGUGCCCUACAACCAGGCAGCAGCAGCAGCAGCAGCAGCAGCAGCAGCCAACAACAGCUCGGCAAACAUGGGGAGUGCCCAGGGCCCGUCCUACAACACGGGGCCUUCAGGCCACGAAGGAGCUCUGCUGAUGUCCGGAGACAGAACGAGCAGCCCCGACGGAAAGCCUAAAGCAGAGGUCAAGGAUGAGAGUGGCCCCGCCAGUGAUGUUCACAAACCCAAGGAGGGUUGCUACACCACCAGUGGUGGGGGCAGCAGCUCCCAGCAGCAGCAGUGCACCUCCCAGCCCACUACACCAGGGGGCGCCCUGCCCGUGACCUCGCCACUCUCCCCCAGCCCCGCCAGCCUGUCCUCCUACCACGGAGACGACAGCGACAGCAUCAGCAGCCCCCCCUGGCCCCUCAAGACCCCCUCCAGCCCAAAACCCAAUCCGGGCCCCUCCUCCCUCGGCGGGGAGCGAAUCGCGCGUCUGUUUGAGCUGGGCGGGGAGCCGGAGAGGCGGGGCUGGGUGGAGCGCUACCUGGCCUUCAUGGAGGAGCGGGGGACGCCCGUCGCCCAGCUGCCCACCGUGGGCAAGAAGCCAGUGGACCUGUGGAGGCUCUACAACGCCGUCAAGGAGAUCGGCGGCCUGGCCAUGGUGAACAAGAACAAGAAGUGGCGCGAGCUGUCGUCCCGGCUGAGCGUGGGCACGUCCAGCAGCGCGGCCAGCUCCCUGAAGAAGCACUACAUCCAGUACCUGUUCGCCCACGAGUGCAAGCUGGAGCGCGGGGAGGAGACGCCCGUCGACGGAAGCCCCGCCUCCGCCGGCGCCGGCGACGGCAGGAAGCAGGUCAAGAUCCAGCCGCCGUCCCCCGCCCAUUCGGGUGGAGGCUCUCUGCAGGGACCACAGACCCCCCAGUCCUCUGGCAGCAGCUCCACCACAGAGACAGCUGCUGAGCUGAAGCCGCCCACGCCCGCCACCACUCCGCUGGGACAGGUCACACCGCUGCCCCCUAGCAGGACGAGCGUGAACGUGCAGGACCCGUUCUCGGACGUGAGCGACCCGGCGGCGAUGCACAAGCGCGGGCCGUCGCUGCCGCCUAGCGCCACGUACCAGCCGGGCCUGGGCAUGCCCGACAUGAUGAUGCGAAUGCAGUACGAAGCCAAGGACCCCUUCGCCGGCAUGCGCAAGAUGGCGGGAGCUGACCCCUACAUACCAAGCCAGAUGUCCAGCGGGGGCAUGCAGGACAUGUACGGGCGCCCCCCCUCCGCCAUGGGCAUGGGCCAGCGCUCCCAGUACCCCUACGCACAGGGCUAUGACAGAAGACCCGACCAUGUGAUGGGCAUGGACGGGGGAAUGGGCCCUCCAGGGGGUCAGAACAACAUGGUGGGCCCGGCCAACAACGAUGGCAGCAUCUACUCCCCCAACAGAUACCCUUCACAGCAGAGGCAUGACGGCUAUGGGCAGCAGUACCCGGGCAUGCCCUAUGGAAUACACCCCUCUGGCAUGUACCCACAGCAGCAGGGCUACAAGCGGCCCAUGGAGGGCAUGUACGGCCCCCCCAGCAAGAGGCACGAGGGGGACAUGUACGCCAUGCAGUACGCCAACCAGCAGCCCGACAUCUACAACCACUACGCCGGCGGCUACUCGGGCCCCGAGCGCAGGCCCAUCCAGGGCCAGUACCCCUACCCCUACCCCCGCGACCGCAUGGGCCCCUCGGGGCCCGGGCCCCACGGCAUGAUGAGCGGGGGCCCCCCCGCCGGCAACCACCCCGCCGACGGCCCCAACAUGUGGCCCUCCAGGACGGACAUGGGCUACCCGUACGGCAGCCGGCACGCGGGCGCGUCCCCCCAGAUGACGGCCUACGGCGCCGUGGGGCGGGACGACCCGGAGCAGUGGCACCGGCAGUCCGCCUACAUGCCGUCGUCGGGCCACAUGCAGCAGCUCUCCUCGCGCCAGCCCCCCUCGCCGUACCCCAACUCCUCCUCCAUGGCCAACCACCUGCCCAGGGCCCCCAGCCCGGGGGCCUUCCAGCGGUCCCUGGAGGCGCGGCUGUCGCCCAGCAAGGCGCCCUUCAUGUCCGGCAUGAAGAUGCACAAGAUGGGGAUGGCGAUGGGGCCCGGCAUGCAGGGCGCGGGGCCCCUGGGGCAGUUCCCGCCCAACCUGCGGAGGGACCUCAACUACCCGCUGGGGUCGGUGGAGGCCACCAUGCCGGUGCUGAAGCCCCGACGCAACGCCACGUCCAAAGACACCGGGACCCCUGAAGCCUGGCGCGUGAUGAUGUCGCUGAAGUCGGGUCUGCUGGCGGAGAGCACGUGGGCUCUGGACACGGUCAACAUCCUGCUGUUUGACGACUCCACCGUGGCCUCCUUCAAUCUGGCCCAGUUGCCAGGUUUCCUGGAGCUCAUCGUGGAACACUUCCGUCGGUGUCUUAUCGAGAUAUUCGGCAUUCUGGAGGAAUACGAAGUCGGUACUGUGGCCCAAAAGAGCCUGCUGGAGCCCGUUCCAAACCAGGAAGCAGAGCCCAGCCCCGAACCAGAAGCAGAAUGCAACAGCCAAUCAGAAGCCGAGACCGCACCAGGGGCUGAGCCGAUGGAGGAGCAAGCACCUGAUAGGCCGGAUGAGGAUCUCCCUGUCGCCGUCGAGCCUCUGGCACCGGUGACUCCUGAAAAGCAGGAAGAAGUGGAGGAGGAGAUCACGAAGGAGGAAGGGAAGGCAGAAGAGAAGGCAGAAGAAGUAGAGAAGGAGAAGGAGGAGGAGGAGAAGAGAGCCGGGGAGGCGAGUGAAAACAAGACAGUGUGCAAACCGGAGACAGCCGAGCUGCCCGCCGCAGUGCAGGAGCCCAGGCCUAAACAGGCGAGCAAGUACGACAAGCUCCCGGUCAAGAUCGUCCCCAAGGACGACCUGAUGGUGGACCUGACGGAGACGCUGGGCCCCGUCACCUCCUUCACCAGCGGCCUGCUUCACUGGCAGGCCGGCGGCGGCGACUCCACCGCCCACAUCCAGACGCACUUCGAGCCGCGCGGCGACCCCCCCUCCUCGGCCUCGAAGCCGGGGGCCGGCAAGCCCGACGGCGUCGGCGGCGAGACGGAGGAGGCGGGCGGACCGGCGUCGAGGAAGCGCAUCACGGCCACCAUCGACGACGUCCUGUGCGCCCGGGUGGACGCCCUCUCCCACGCCCACCCCGCCCGCUCCCUGCCCUCCUACCCCUUCAGGGUGCACCCGGACGGGGAGCGCGACGGCAUCACCCUGCUGGAGGACGAGCCGCGCUGCCUGGACGAGCCCUCGCUCUACACCACCUCGGCGUGGCAGGAGUCGCUGGCCAAGCGCUGCCUCUGCGUCUCCAACAUCGUCCGCAGCCUCUCCUUCAUCCCGGGCAACGACGGCGACAUGUCCCGGCACCCGGCGCUGGUCCUGCUGCUGGGCCGGCUCCUCCUCCUCCACCACCAGCACCCCGAGCGGAAGCGGUCGCCCCCCACCGCCGCCCACCCGCGGGAGGAGCCGAAGGAGCAGGGGCUGUCCUCGGGCCGGGAGGAGUGGUGGUGGGAGUGCCUGAGCUCCCUGCGCGAGAACGCCAUGGUGACGCUGGCCAACGUCUCGGGCCAGCUGGACCUCUCCGCGUACCCGGACACCGUCUGCCUGCCCGUGCUGGACGGCCUGCUGCACUGGAUGGUGUGCCCGUCAGCCGAGGCCCGGGACCCCUUCCCCUCGGCCCCGCCGAGCUCGCCCCUCACCCCGCAGCGGCUGGCGCUGGAGUGCCUGUGCAAGCUGAGCAUCCAGGACGGCAACGUGGACCUGCUGCUGGCCACGCCGCCCUUCAGCCGCCAGGAGAAGCUCUACUCCACGCUGGUGCGCUACGUGGGCCAGAGGAAGCACCAGGUGUACAGGGAGAUGGCGGUGGCCGUCCUGUCCCACCUGGCCCAGGGGGACCCCACGGCCGCGCGGGUCAUCGCCGUGCAGAAGGCCAGCGUGGGGAACCUGGUGGGCUUCCUGGAGGACGGCGUGAGCAUGGCCCAGUACCAGCAGAACCCCCACAGCCUGCUGCACAUGGGACACGCGCCGCUGGAGCCGCCGAGCGUCAACAUGAUGUGCCGGGCUGCCAAGGGGCUGCUGGCCAUGGCCAAGGUGGAGGAGAACAAGGGGGAGUUUGCGCUGUACGAGAGCCGGCUGCUGGACAUCUCCAUCUCCGCCGUGCUCAACUCCGGCGUGGUGGCCAUCGUCUGCCAAGUACUCUUCCACUACGGGAAAUUAUGA